UGGUCUGAUAUAUGUGGUUGUUGGUAAUUGUAUUUCAUAGUUAUGGGAUAUCGGUGAUCCAAAUUGUGUGUGCCCAUCCUGCGAAGCACUAUUUUGGUAUGAAGAGAUGAAUGAAUCCAGUUCUACUAAGGCAAAUCCAAAGUAUUCUCUCUGUUGCUCUCAAGGCAAAGUGAAGCUUCCAGUCUACAAAGAACCACCGUUGUUACUGCAGAGGUUGAUAGAUGGAAGAGAUGCAAGAAACAAACAUUUUAUAGAAAAUAUCAAAUCUUACAAUAACAUGUUCGCUUUCACAUCUAUGGGCGGACGCAUUGAGACGUCAAUUAAUAAAGGCAAGGGUCCUCCAAUAUUUAAACUUCAUGGUCAGAACUAUCACCUUAUUGGAAGUUUGAUUCCCACUGUUGGGUCGAUUCCGAAAUUUGCUCAAUUAUAUAUCUACGAUACUGAGAAUGAGCUACAGAACCGGAUCAAAUCUGUAAGGGGAGAUGUUAACGCUAACCAAUUGCAUAUUGAGAUUGUUGAGGACUUGAGAAACAUGUUGAACGAUCACAAUGUUUUGGUGAAAUCGUUUAGAAUGGCUAAGGAAACGAUUCACCACGGUGAGAGCGUUGACAUGAGAUUGAGGUUGAUAGGCAAACGAAAUAGUGAUGCUAGAACAUAUAACCUCCCAACUGUCUCAGAGGUUGCUGCUUUAGUUGUAGGGGAUUUUGAUGAGUCAAUGGGGGAGAGAGAUAUCUUGGUGGAAACCCAGAGCGGAAAGCUGCAACAUAUUAAUGAACUUAAUCCAGCAUAUUUUGGGCUGCAGUAUCCUUUGUUGUUUCCAUUUGGUGAGGAUGGUUACCGAGAAGAUAUUGCGCUUUCAGGUUCUAGGGUUGUCCCUGGAUCAUGUAGGCGUAAUGUGAGCAUUCGACAAUUUUUGGCUUAUCUCUUGCAAGAGAGGGAAUUUAAAUAUUCAACAAUUUUAAAAGCUAAGAGACUUUUCUAGCAAUUCGUUGUUGAUGGUUAUACUUUGAUAGAAUCUGCAAGAUUGAAGUUUGUUAGAACGCAUCAAAAACAGCUUCGUUGUGAAAUGUAUAAAGGUUUAAAUGAUGCUGUUUUGCGUGGAGAGAAUGAUCCAACCACUCAAGGAAGGAGAAUUGUGUUGCCACCCACAUUCACCGGUGGUGCAAGGUUCAUGAUACAAAACUACCAAGAUGCAAUGACAAUUUGUAGAUGGGCGGGGUAUCCAGAUUUGUUUAUCACGCUAACGUGCAACCCUAAAUGUCCCGAGAUUGAUCGUUUUUUAAGUGCUCGACAUCUUAAGUCUGAGGAUCGUCCUGAUGUUGUAUGCCGAGUUUUUAAGAUAAAGUUGGAUGGUCUUAUGAAAGACUUGCGAUGUAAUAAGGUAUUUGGUAGUGUUAAAGCAGGUAAAUUUCCAAACUUUCAAUAAGCACAUAUUUAGUGAUUGUAUAUUUUUUCAUAGUAAUUUUUAAAUUGCAUUUUGCAGUGGUUUAUACUAUUGAGUUUCAGAAACGAGGAUUGCCUCAUGCACACAUACUACUAUGGCUUGCAUGUGAGGAUAAGUUGCCAACACCGUCUGACAUUGAUAGAGUUAUUUCAGCAGAGAUUCCUGAUAAAGAUGAGGACCCACAACAUUACAACGCAGUACGUGAUUUUAUGAUGCACGGUCCGUGUGGCAUAUACGCUAAGACUGCU
Cuscuta epithymum is the source of this 1692-nucleotide messenger RNA. NCBI's taxonomy places the organism in Eukaryota, Viridiplantae, Streptophyta, Magnoliopsida, Solanales, Convolvulaceae. The record is from the annotation of a GenBank genome assembly.